This is a messenger RNA of Rana temporaria (common frog), 725 nucleotides long. RefSeq names its product C-C motif chemokine ligand 28 (gene CCL28). The coding region runs from base 63 to 425 and encodes 120 amino acids. Gene Ontology annotation, cellular component: extracellular region. Gene Ontology annotation, molecular function: chemokine activity. NCBI's taxonomy places the organism in Eukaryota, Metazoa, Chordata, Amphibia, Anura, Ranidae. The transcript is spliced from 3 exons. Gene Ontology annotation, biological process: immune response. The record is from RefSeq and is a predicted model, not a curated record.
GGCUCUCCUUACCUGUAUGUAUAUAUAAGAGACAGGCUGUUCCACACUCUCCGGAUUCCGCAAUGACAGCUCUCAGACUGGCCUCGUCCUUCCUUUGUCUCUUGUGUCUUACUGAAGCUUUCUCUGCUUUCAGCAGUAGUUGUUGCACCGAGCUUGGGGAAAGAAUUUCAAAGAAUACGCUAAAAAAAGUAAUCCGCUAUAAAAUCCAGAGACGUGAUGGCCUUUGUCACCUCCAAGCUUUUGUAUUGUACACUAAAGAGAAGACUUUAUGUGUGAGCCCCAAGAGUAAACGUGUCAGGACAUGGAUUGCGAAGAAAGUCAACGUCAAAAGUCCAAGCAAGUUAAAUCAUUCUCUGAAAAAGAAAAAGAAAACGAAUCAAAGAAAGAACAGGAGAAAAAUAAUUAAAAAGAACAAACAAAACUAAUGUGCUCAGAAAUUUGAUAUAUGCAUUUGGACUAUAUACUGAGAGCUCACUGCCCCAAAUGAAGAAAAUCCCUAAAGCAUUCACACAAAUGGAACUUUGUGUAAAAUGAACAUGAUUCCACCAGUGUUUCCAAAAGAAUAGGAGGAUUCUCCACAUACUCUCUUGCACAUCAAGCUUAUUAAGCGGUGGUGUGACUGGUGGUAAUGAUGGUGUGACUGGUGGUAAUGAUGGUGUGACUGGUGGUAAUGGUGGUGUGACUGGUGGUAAUGGUGGUGUGACUGGUGAUAAUGGUGGUGUGAC